Messenger RNA from Thunnus maccoyii (southern bluefin tuna), 2244 nucleotides. It is a transcript of the gene pax4, whose product is annotated as paired box 4. The transcript has 10 exons. Gene Ontology annotation, biological process: anatomical structure development; regulation of transcription by RNA polymerase II. Bases 336 to 1577 code for a protein of 413 amino acids. Gene Ontology annotation, molecular function: RNA polymerase II cis-regulatory region sequence-specific DNA binding; DNA-binding transcription factor activity, RNA polymerase II-specific. The record is from RefSeq and is a predicted model, not a curated record. Lineage: Eukaryota; Metazoa; Chordata; Actinopteri; Scombriformes; Scombridae.
GUGAAAUGAAGACAUUAUAGCUGAAUAUUGCAAAACUGUCUGAGACAUUUUGGCAGAACAUACCCACCAAACAGAAAUCCAUUUAAAGUCUCUUCCAGGCAAUAUUGACAUUUCAGGUAACAGACCACCACGUCAUGUUGAGGUCUGCAGGACUAUAAAUUUCUGCAGAAGGGCGUACUUCUGUUCACUGUCAUUCUCCAGCGAUUCAAGCGGAGUUACCUGAACAAUUUACUUUACUGUACUACAGCGUUUUUCACAUCGAAGGUUGUUUUUUCCCCCGGAAAUAUUAUCACAUUACGCAUCAGUUUCAUCAUCAAGGCUGUGAGCAAGCGGAGAUGUGCGGAACAGAUCUGCCAAAUAAAGGUGGUGGAAGUGUCAACCAACUAGGAGGGAUGUUUCUCAACGGCAGACCUCUCCCAGAAUCCAAGAGGAGGAAAAUGAUUGAACUGGCCUCGGAGGGAGUCCGACCAAGCCAGAUAUCCAAGAUACUUCGGGUGUCCAGUGGGUGCGUAAGUAAGAUCCUGAGCCGCUACCGUCGCACAGGACUCCUGGUGCCAAAGACCAUCGGAGGGAGCCGACCACGGCUUCUCACCCCCGGUGUCAUCUCUACAAUCAUUCAGUGCAAAAGAGAAAAUCCAACUAUUUUCGCUUGGGAAAUUAGAAAACGGCUCACAGCAGCACGAACCUGCAAGGCCUCCAAAGUUCCCAGCGUGUCGUCCAUAAAUCGGAUUUUAAGAAAGAUCCACUUGGACCAUGGACCAAUGUGCAUGGAGAUCAAUGCGCACAUCACGACGGAACAGGGUUUUGACGCCAUGAUUCAAGAAGAAGUGAGUGAGAGAGAGAUGUUAGAGACUGUAUGCAGUGAUGACAAGAAGCAUAAAGGUGUCCAGCACCGAAACCGCACCACUUUCACCCCAGAGCAGAGCAGAGCACUUGAGCAAGAAUUUUCUCACAGCCACUACGCAGAUAUAUACACAAGAGAGAAACUGUCAGCUGAGAUCAAACUUCCUGAGGAUACCAUAAAGGUCUGGUUUUCAAACAGACGGGCCAAGUGGAGGAGGGAAGCCAAACAAAGAAGCAGCACGCAAACUACAGACCUUCAAAAACAAAAGGAUUUUUAUCCUGUGAAUCCCACAAUGCCACACAGCUUCACGCCACAACAGACAACAGGAGUCUACUGUAGUGCCUCAGAUGCCUGUCAGAGCUACAGUGCUGUUCCCAGGAAGUUGCAAGAUGGCUACAUUUUCCCAGCAGAAAGAAGUGUUGGAAAUUCUGAGCGUUUGACAUCCAUCUCAAUGCCACCCUCAUCCCGCCAUCAGCCGAAUGACAUACUGACCAUGACAGAGAAGACUCCACUCACUCUCCACACAGAUAGACUCACUUUCCCAUUGGUUCACCAUCCCACAGACACAAGGACAUGCCUUCCAUUGGCAACUGAGACAAUAAGAACAGACUUCCCUGUAACCCACUGCUGGAAUCAGCAGGGCAUUUCUUUCACUUUGAGCGAGUAUCAAACAGAUGAAAGGUUUCUGUUUGGCCAACCCUGGGAUGUGAAUCCACAUCGCUACCUGGACUGAAUGUGUGACUACAUUUUUGACAACGGUGAACAUGUUUGAUACACAGUGUUGAUAAUGCAGCUCUCACUGGAUUACUAGCAAACAUCUUUACUGAACUCGGGACUAGAGGAACAAAUUGAAGCCAGCAGAGGGCGACAGAGGACUAGAGUUACAGUCUUGUCCCUUACGCUCAGUUUUUCAAAUUGACUGUUGCGCCCUUCUUAACUUAUCACUCUUUCUUGGACAUGUAAUCUUGAAUUGACAUUAAGGAGCAGAGAAGAGAAAUACAUAUCUUGAGUAUAAUUCAUAAUUCAAAGUUCUUGUUGUGAUCUUUUAUUAAUUAUCCGAAUGGAUCAUAAAAUUAAUUGACUACAAUGAAUUGUGAAGAAGACAAAGUCAUUGCAACAUUGUAAGACAUGAAGUGCAGACAGACAGAUAAGAGGGCAAUAAAUUUUUUUAUACAUCAAGGGCCCUUUUAUUGAUAUGAGUUUCCAGGAAAUGAACUGUAUUAUGGCAUGAAUAUGAAGCCAAUUAAGCCUAUGUUCUGCCUGAAAGCAUGUAGAUUUUAGAAGAUGCAUUAACCAUUAAAAGAGAAAUCAUAUUUGGAUGUUUAAGCAUAUCUUCAGCUGGAUGCUCCACUGUUUAUCUGGUCAAUGCUGUACUAUGACUGCAACAUAAAUCACAGCUC